CGGGGCACCACUCGAGGAGAGGGGACCACCCUCUGUUUUCCCCAGAGCCCGUGGCUGGCCUGCCUGGGUCCUAAGGGCCCCACUGGGAGAACCGGAAAAUCCAGUUGCCCAGAUUCCCUCCCGUCCCGGGAAGCCGUGCUGAGGGUCGGCUGGAGGAGCCCCGGCACUUCAGCAUCUUCCAUCCCAGAAGCAAGGUGGCCGCGAUGGGGUCUGGGCUGCCUCUCGUCCUCCUCCUGACCCUCCUCGGCGGCCCAUGUGGAGCAGGGCCAAGCAUGACUUUGCAACUGAAGCUGAAGGAGUCUUUCCUGGCAAAUUUCUCCUAUGAGUCCAGCUUCCUGGAAUUGCUGAAAACGCUCUGCCUCCUCCUCCAUCUGCCCUCAGGGACCAGCGUCACCCUCCACCAGGCGGGAUCCCCGCAACAUGUCAUCUGCAGCACCUGAGAGCCACUGAAGCCUGUGUCCCUGGUGGCCAGGGCAUUUGGCCCCUGGGACGCAGGGGGCAUGCCUUGACCCGUCUUCCAGUGGGCCCUCGCCCUGCCGAGCAGCAAUAAAUACCGUAUGCUGAAUUCAA
Molecule: messenger RNA, 570 nt
Organism: Lemur catta (Ring-tailed lemur)
Lineage: Eukaryota; Metazoa; Chordata; Mammalia; Primates; Lemuridae
Gene: SFTA2
Product: surfactant associated 2
Exons: 3
Coding region: 204-440 (78 amino acids)
Source: RefSeq, a predicted model, not a curated record